Messenger RNA from Rosa chinensis, 1239 nucleotides. RefSeq names its product E3 ubiquitin-protein ligase PUB23. The transcript has a single exon. The record is from RefSeq and is a predicted model, not a curated record. Gene Ontology annotation, molecular function: ubiquitin protein ligase activity. The coding region runs from base 1 to 1239 and encodes 412 amino acids. Lineage: Eukaryota; Viridiplantae; Streptophyta; Magnoliopsida; Rosales; Rosaceae. Gene Ontology annotation, biological process: protein ubiquitination.
AUGGUGGAUGUUGAAAUACCAGCGUACUUCAUAUGUCCCAUAUCGCUUAUGAUCAUGAAAGACCCGGUAACGGUGGCUACCGGCAUCACCUACGACCGAGAAAGCAUCGAGCAGUGGUUUUUGACGACCAACGAGAUGUCGUGUCCGGUGACCAAGCAGCUCUUGCCAAGUGACAACAGCAACGACUCUAUGACGCCCAAUCACACCCUACGCCGGCUGAUCCAGCAGUGGUGCACUGUCAACGCCAUUAACGGCGUGGACCGAAUUCCGACGCCGAAAUUUCCUCUGAACAAGAUCUACGCCGUUAAGCUGGUCAGGGAUCUUGGGGUCCCUCAUUUGCAGCAAGCCGCGUUGAAGAAAAUGGAUGCACUUGCAACGGAGAAUGAGAGGAACAGGAGAUCGAUGGCUGAAGCAGGUGUGGGAAAGGCUUUGAUAUUGUUAAUUGUGACAUGUUUCAAGGAAGGUAAAACAACCGGUCUUUUAGAAGCUUUGAGAGUUCUUCAUCAUGUUUGGAGUGUAGAUGAAGAAACCAAGGUUUCUGUAAUCGGAAACAACGACUUUCUGGAAUCUUUGACAUGGGUUCUAGGGUUUGAUCAUGAGACUGGUCAUAACCAUAUGCUACUCCUGAAAACAGAAGCGAUACUAGUAUUGAAAAUGACGAUACCAGUCAUCAAUACAGCACAGCUCGAGCUGUUAAAGCUGGAAUUAUUCAUGAAUAUUUCAAGGCUACUAUUGGAGAAGAAGAUCUCACAGCAAGCUGUCAAAUCUGCACUGCAUGUGCUGGUAGAAGCAUGCCCAUGGGCAAGAAACAGAAUGAAAAUAGUCGAAUCCGGCGCAAUCUUCCAGCUCAUUGAACUCGAAUUACUCAAACCCGAAAAGCACGUCACCGAGCUGAUCUUUAAUUUAUUGGCGAAUUUAUGUUGCUGUGCUGAUGGGAGAGCUCAGUUCCUAAAGCAUGGCGGCAGCAUAGCAAUGGUGUCUAAGAGAAUCCUUAGGGUUUCGCCUGCCACAGAUGAUCUGGCCGUUCAGAUACUUUCAUCGAUCUCAAAGUUCUCGGCGACACAUGAAGUUGUUCUAGAGAUGCUGUUGGUUGGAGCUGUGUCAAAGCUUUGCAUGGUAAUGCAAGCAGAUUGUCCAGCCUAUUUGAAGAAAAAGGUUAGAGGGAUCUUACGGUUGCACUCUAAUGUGUGGAACAAUUCACCUUGUAUUGCCGUAUAUCUUUUAACAAGACCUAGGUAA